Messenger RNA from Poeciliopsis prolifica (blackstripe livebearer), 3228 nucleotides. Its product is annotated as vomeronasal type-2 receptor 1. Bases 13 to 2937 code for a protein of 974 amino acids. Gene Ontology annotation, cellular component: membrane. The transcript is spliced from 13 exons. Gene Ontology annotation, molecular function: G protein-coupled receptor activity; olfactory receptor activity. Gene Ontology annotation, biological process: G protein-coupled receptor signaling pathway. Lineage: Eukaryota; Metazoa; Chordata; Actinopteri; Cyprinodontiformes; Poeciliidae. The record is from RefSeq and is a predicted model, not a curated record.
CAUUGACGACGCAUGAAAAUGAGAGGCUUCUUGCUCGGAUUGCUUUGCUUUUUCUGCGCGUACGGCUCUAUUUGGGCCGAAUCCACUUGCAAGCUGAAGGCCAAGUUCAACUUGAACGGCUACAAGAAUGUAGAGAAGAAAAGGGUCGUCAUUGGGGGAAUGUUUCCUGUCCACAUGCGUGUUGCUUCCAGCGACGGCAACACUUCGAACCUGCCUGUCUCCUCUGGUUGUGCUGGAUUUAAUUUCCGUACCUUCCGCUGGACACAGACGAUGCUGUUCGCUAUCAAUGAAAUCAACCAGAGGGAAGACCUGCUCCCCAACACCGACCUGGGCUAUGUUAUCUAUGAUUCAUGCUUCACCAUCUCCAAGGCCGUGGAGGGAACCCUGACAUACUUGACUGGACAAGAUGAAGCAGUACCUAACUAUCGUUGUGGCAACGGGCCACCUCUUGCCACUCUAGUGGGUGCUGGGGGUUCUGAUCUGUCUAUUGCUACAGCCAGGAUACUGGGGCUUUAUCAUUUUCCACAGGUCAGCUACUGUUCAACAUGUUCUGCACUGAAUAAUAAGUUCCAGUUCCCUACCUUCCUAAGGACCAUCCCUAACGACCUGCACCAGUCCAGAGCUAUGGCACAACUGGUGCUGCACUUUGGCUGGACCUGGGUAGGGACCAUCGCUGCUGCUGAUGAUUAUGGUAAAUACGGCAUCAAGGACUUCAAGGAGCAGGUGGAGGAAGCUGGAGUCUGCAUUGCCUUCUCUGAAACUCUGCCUAAGGUGAGCUCACCAGAGGCCAUCCAGAGCAUUGUUCAAACUGUAGUUGAGUCCACUGCCAAGAUCAUUGUGGUCUUUUCAUCAGAUGUAGACCUCAGUCCUCUCAUCGGCGAACUUCUCCGCCACAAUGUGACUAACCGCACCUGGAUUGCCAGCGAGGCCUGGGUCACCUCUGCCCUCGUCAAUCAGCCUGGGGUGAACUCACUCCUGUCUGGAACCCUUGGUUUUGGGGUGAAAAAGGCUGACAUCCCUGGUCUUCAGCGCCACCUACUGGAUCUGGAUCCCUAUGCAGAUAACCUCACUGAGGAAUUCUGGGAGACCCUGUUUAACUGCACACUGGACAUUAACAAAGCGCUGAGAAUCGCCAAAGAGGCCAACGGCACACUGUCCAGGGCAGUGGGGGCGUCACCAUAUGGUCUGUGUACUGGCAGUGAGUCUGUGGCUCAGCUCAACAACACCUACUCUGAUGUCUCUCAGCUACGAAUCACUUACAGCGUUUACAAAGCAGUGUAUGCUGUGGCCCAUGCCUUGCACAACCUGGAGCACUGUGAAGACGGAAAAGGCCCCUUUGUUGGAGGCAGCUGUGCCAACAUCACUAAUUUUGAGCCUUGGCAGCUGAUGUAUUAUGUGAAGAACGUGCGCUACAAAAUGCCAAACACUGGGGAGGAGAUCUACUUUGAAGACGGUGAUAUAGAGGGCUUUUAUGACAUCAUUAAUUGGCAACUCAGUGAUAAUAGAGAGAUAAUUUAUGUCACCGUGGGACACUACAAUGGAUCUGCCGCUGCAGAGGAGAGGAUGCACAUAAGGAAUGAGUCCAUUGUUUGGAACAAUGAAGAACUGGAGGUCAGAUAUUUUAUUAGAACAGCAAUGCUUGUGUCAUGUGAUGGCAUGUCUAGUUAUCUCCUGUUUAUUUCCAAGCCUCCUCGGUCGGUGUGCAGCGAGAACUGUGAGCCCGGCACCAGGAAGGGGAUCCGGCAGGGGGAGCCGGUCUGUUGUUUUGACUGCAUCCCCUGUGCUGACGGAGAAAUCAGUAACACCACAAAUGCCCGUGAAUGCAUCCUGUGUACAGGAGACGACUGGUCUAAUGAUGCUCAUGACGCUUGUGUGCCUAAAAUCAUUGAGUUCCUGGCCUUUGGAGAACCGCUGGGAAUCACCUUGAUAGUCAUCUCUGCCUUUGGUGCUUUAGUAACCAUAGCUGUUGGGGUGGUGCUUAUGAUGUACAUCGGAACGCCUCUGGUGAAAGCCAAUGAUGCUCUGUUGAGUUUCUUGCUGCUCUUGUCACUUGUUGUAACUUUCCUCUGCUCUAUUGUCUUCCUUGGCGAGCCACAAAACUGGAGCUGCAUGACUAGUCAAGUAGCCUUAGCUCUUGGCUUUGCUCUGUGCCUUUCCUGCAUAAUGGGUAAGGCAGCUGUGCUGAUGCUCAGAGCUCGGGCUCUGAAAAAGGCCAGAGCCAAAGCCAAGGCAGCUGCCAAAGCGGCCAAGGCUGCAGCCGAAGCAGCAGCUAACAGAGGCAGUCCUGAUGUGAUAGUAACCAGCUCAAACCUCAAUGAUACUGCUGCUUUGGAUAAGCCAGAAGUUGACAUUCUUACCUUCGGGCAUCAGAGGGCAAUAGCUGCCGUAGCAACAUUGAUACAGGCUGUAGCGUGCACUGUUUGGCUCAUCAUCCUCCCUCCACACCCGGUUAAGAACACCGCUGCCCAGAAUGUAAAGAUUAUUCUCGAGUGUGAUGAAGGUUCUGUGAUCUUCAUCUGUUGCAUCUUUGCAUAUGACAUCCUGCUGGCUCUGCUGGCUUUCAUCUUUGCUUUCACAGCCCGCAAACUGGAAGACCACUUCAGUGAAGCCAAGUCUAUGACCUUUGGCAUGCUGGUCUUCUUCAUUGUCUGGAUCUCCUUUGUCCCGGCUUACCUCAGCACACGAGGAAAGUUCAUGGUUGCUGUCCAGAUUUUUGCCAUUCUCGCCUCCAGCUUUGGCCUUCUCACCUGCAUCUUCCUCCCCAAAUGUUACAUCCUUCUCGUCAAGCCCGAGCGCAACAAAGAGGAAAUGAUGAAGCCCAGGCCCAAACCCAAAGAUGGCUCCUCCACUGGGACAUCAGCAUCUCUUGCUACAGCGGCUACUGAUGUCAAUGCAUCAUUUGCAUCAACGGCUAUUGAUGAUCAGCCUGAAAACUAAGAUAAUCCAGAAAGAAAUAAAAACAUCACAUUAAGUUGGGCUUCCUGUUCUGUUUGUGUAGGGGGAUUUUUUAGCCAAAAAUGAAUGUACAUUUAUCUAUUUUAAAAAAGAAAAUUGCUGUGGUAUUUGCUUAUGCAAAGACAUGCAACAUGUUUAUUUUCUUUUUGUUAACAUGUAGCAUAUUUAAAAUUGAAGCCAUGUUUUCAUUGCCUUUCUAUUGUUACAUAAUGUUUAUUUUAACUGGUUUUGUUUACAUCCCAUUUAUCUUUAUGUUAUGUUUCAGUACAAAGU